AUGAAGGUACCCUAUGAUUGUUCUUGGACUGUGAGGAAAAUUCUUAAAUUAAGAGGUCUAGGCCAAAAUUUUGUUAAACAUCAUAUAGGCAAUGGUUUGGGUACUUCUCUAUGGUAUGACAACUGGCAUCCAUGGGGGCCUCUGUAUAAGAUUCUGGAUGACAGAACAGUGUCUAGGUUGGGUACAGCUGCGUCUGCGACAGUUAGCUCAGUAAUCUCUAAUGGUAUUUGGCAUUGGCCUAGGCCAAGAAACAAUCUGAUUCAUCAAAUUCAGAUGGCUAUUCCUGGGAAUCUGGUUCCUCAAAUUGAGAUGGAAGAUGAGGUUCGGUGGCAUAUAUCACCUAAUGGUCAGUAUACAACUAAGCAUACUUGGGAAGCUAUAAGAUCCAAAAGUGAGAAAGUCCCUUGGGCAUCCCUAGUUUGGUUCCCUCGGAAUGUACCAAAAUGGGCAUUCAUUUUGUGGCUUGCCUGUCUAAAAAGGCUUUCCACUAAGGACAGAUUACGGAAGUGGGGAAUGGAGGUUGACCCUACUUGUGUGCUCUGUUCCCAGGCUGAUGAGUCUUUGCAGCACCUGUUCUUUCAUUGCUGUUAUUCAAGCAACAUUUGGGAAGUCAUUUUAUACAGAUUUCAGAUUCAAAGGAAGGCUGAUCUAUGGAAUUCUGAAGUUAGUUGGGCAAUUCAUUUCUGCAGGGGUAAUUCUUUCCAAUCUCUCCUUUUCAAAUUAGUCUUCGCUGCAGCAGUUUAUCACAUUUGGAUGGAGAGAAAUUCCCGUAUCUUUGGUGGGAGAUCUAGAUGUGCACCUGAAGUGUUGGAUAGUAUAGAUGAGUACAUUAGAUCUCACGUUUAUUCUUGGAAAGUGAUUCCUAGUUCAGUGGAGAACCAAAGCAUGUGUGAGCUUUGGAAACUUCCGCGUAGAAUUUUUGGGCCUGGUAUUCCUAGAGUUUUGUAG
Rhododendron vialii is the source of this 948-nucleotide messenger RNA. RefSeq lists its product as uncharacterized. The record is from RefSeq and is a predicted model, not a curated record. Bases 1 to 948 code for a protein of 315 amino acids. Lineage: Eukaryota; Viridiplantae; Streptophyta; Magnoliopsida; Ericales; Ericaceae. The transcript has a single exon.